AUGCCCGAGAGACAUCCGAGAAGGGAGGCCGGGUUUUCGGCCGGCUCGGAGGGGAAUCCCCCGGCAGCUUUUGGAGGCGGCUGUGCUGUCUGGCGCGGGGCCAGGCGCGCAUUCUUCGCUGCGUCGGAUGUGCACCCCGUUGCUUACUUUCGGGCGUUCUUUUAUGCGCCGCAACAUGUGACAUCCAUCGUCUUUAAUGAGCUUGCCGUGGCACGGGUAUUCACUCGGAUGUUCGGGGUGGAGUGGAGGGUGGAGAUCUGGCUGGAAGAGCUUCAUCGAAUGACGCCUUCUUUCGCAUUGGAAUUCGGGCAGCGUUCUGUAGGAGUUACGCGGGUACCUGUUGUAGGAGUUAUGCGGGUACCUGUUGUAGGAGUUAUGCGGGUACCUGCUGCAAGGAGAAAAAAUGCUUUUCAAAUAUGUGAGGCAGAUGGGGAAAGACAGGUCUCGCCAGGGUUCCUCCGAGAAGAAGACACGGAUGCCGACUCGUGCGUGUGGACUCGUGUGAGUGUGGACCCGUGUGUGGACCCAUGUGUGGACCCGUGUGUGGACCCGUGUGUGGACCCGUGUGAGUUUCAGGCACCUCGGUUGCAGAUCUCUCGCCUGAAGAGCGGAAGGAAGACACAAGUGGAGGAUCGACAGCGACAUCUAUAUUGCGACCCUGUCAAUGAAUGGGAUUCGAGCGGAGUGGAGCCUCCAGUUAUAAUCUAUGGUGAGAGUCUCGCGUAG
Messenger RNA from Darwinula stevensoni, 726 nucleotides. NCBI's taxonomy places the organism in Eukaryota, Metazoa, Arthropoda, Ostracoda, Podocopida, Darwinulidae. The record is from the annotation of a GenBank genome assembly.